Dunckerocampus dactyliophorus (ringed pipefish) is the source of this 2542-nucleotide messenger RNA. RefSeq lists its product as uncharacterized. The coding region runs from base 1097 to 2089 and encodes 330 amino acids. The transcript has 7 exons. NCBI's taxonomy places the organism in Eukaryota, Metazoa, Chordata, Actinopteri, Syngnathiformes, Syngnathidae. The record is from RefSeq and is a predicted model, not a curated record.
UGUGGUAGAACCUAGAGGAGCGUGGUUGGUCAGGUGGAUACUUGGUCUCCAUUCUGGUCACUUUCACAGUUCUGCUGUUUUUCGACAUACCGGACCCUGAGCCAGAAGGUCACCCAUCAAGCACCAAGGAAACAGCAGCUCAUUCAUCCUAUCGUCAAAGUAAGAACAUCCUCGUGGAAAACGUGGAGCAUGUUCCCUACCUCGGCAGCCUUCUCACCUCUACCAUACACAUUGACCUGGACGUCGGUCUUCACCUGAGCAGCGCCAGUGGUGUGAGUGCCAGGCUUACAAAACGCAACCUGAAGACCCAAACCAAGCUUCUGGUCUACAAAGCUGUUACCCUCCCCAUGCUGGACCAAGGCACGGACCAUCUGCAGUAGGCACCUGAGAGCCUGGAACAGUACCAUCAAAGAUGCUUACACGUCAUCUUAGGGAUUCAUUAGCAGGACAGAUGCGCCAAUGUCAGUGUGUUGGAGAAACAUAACCAGUAUCACCACCACUCAACUACCAUCAUUCACACAUCCAACACAUCCUAAACAGAUCCUGUACUCUCAGCUCAGCCCCACAUUCAAAGGCAACAUCAAAACCCAGCUGAAGAAGUUCCAAGUCUGCCUGGAGAACUGGUAGAACAUGGAUCUAUCUACCGGCAUAAAGGAGCAGCUGCUCACAAGUGGGAAACCCAUCAUGCCGCUCAGACUCAAUGACAGCUACAGAAAGAACGACAUCUAAAGUAUCCAAUGCCAGCACACGCUGUCACCCUCCAAAAUAUCAGCCUCCACAGCCAGCUCACAACCCACAAGUACACCCGACACGGCACACUCAUACUCACUUCCACUUAUGUGUGUACAAACAUCUGGUUUUCUGUCAUCACAGAAGGAGAAGAUUUCAAAUGUAGCUAAGUACAUCAAAAUACAGGCAGAGAAUUUCAACACCACUUCAAGUACAAAUGCACCCAAAAAUACUCAAUUAUCAAGUACAAUAAUACCAGUGAUGUAAUCUGUUACUUUCACCAAGCCUUGUCAUUUAUCAGGAAAUACAACUUUUUAAUUUCACGAUUACUUACCUUUCAUUUCUUCCAUCAAAGAACAAAACCAACAUGGAAAUUUCCCACUUUCACACACCUCACUUUCUGUCCAACACCAGCUCCUUCCUGCUUAAAUGGACCGCACCGUCACAGACACAACACAACCUCCACAACCUCCAGACCCAUCAGAACCUCCAUCAGAAACAUUCACACCUCCAGACCAAUCAGAACAUCCAACACCUCCAGAUCCAUCAAAACCUCCAGGACCUCCAGACCCAUCCGAACCUCCAAUACCUCCAGGACCUCCAGACCCAUCAGAACCUCCAAUACCUCCAGGACCUCCAGACCCAUCAGAGCCUCCAGCACCUCCAGGAUCUUCACAACCUCCAAGACCUGCAGAGCCUUCAGACCCAUCACAAGGUAGACGGCCUGUCAUUGCUCCUGACAUCCAGCUUUCACCUACCAACUGAGCAGAUAGGGACCAGAACCAAAACCAGAACUAUGUGGAUGACAAGCAUGGCACUCUGGCUGGCUGUUAUCAUCCUUCAGUUCGGUGGUCUCACGCUAACAGCCGUCACCGCACCAGCCUGCCGUCCUCCAGGUCACGUGGUUCUAGAGGCCCACCGCCUGCUGUCAGACCUGGGGGCGUCCUUUUCUGUCCACUGCCUGCCAUACAACGCCCACGUGUCCUUCCCACGUGCCGCCCUCGCCAACCGCACAGCCAACGGCACACAGUGUGGGCGGGCGUUGCGGACGCUUUACGAGUCCCUGCAGGGGGCGGAGCAAGUCUUUGAGGACAACGACAUAGCUGAGGGACAAGGUGGAGUCCGGUGGGACAGGCAGAAGCUGGACACCUUCCAGAACCUUCAGAACCGCCUCCUGGUGGAGGGCAGCUGUAUGUCUGCCCUCGGGGACUCAGCUGGUCUCUCGUCCUACUUCAGGAACGUGAGCGCCCUCGUCCACCAGCAGGACAGCGCCCCCUGCGGCUGGUUGGCGCUGCGGCGCGAUCUGCUGUGGCUCCUCAAGUUGUUGCUGCAAAAACACCGCAACUGUUUCAGCUGGUGACGCUCCCAGGCCACGCCCCUGCCACAGACCACACCCCUUCGCUCCACUUGUGCCUAUUUAUGAUGUAAAUCUAUUUAUAUAUUUAAGUUCACAUCAUGACGUUCUCUCUGUCCUAAUGAUGAUGUCGUCAAGACCAUCAUAAUUCUCUUUGAAGGAAUAAAUGUCUCUUCUUUCUGAUUGAUUGAUUGUCUUUAUAGUCAAAUCUUGCAUAGACACGAUGAGUGUAGUUUUUCAAGUCAUACAGUAGUUGCGUUAGCCAUUAGCAAGGUGUGCUAUGGUUGCGUGGGGGCAGCCUGGAUCAGGAGGUAAAGCGGGUUGUCUGCUAGCCCUAGCCAGAGAGUCGGCGGUUUGAAUCCCACUUCCUCCAUCCCAGUACGGUUCUUCUUAUCUUGGCAAGACACUUCAGCCACCUUACCCCCAGGGCCACCCACAGACACUGACCCGGAUCUGGUC